AUGAUGGACGCCGACUUCGAUCUGGAUGAAUUUUUCAACCUCAGUUAUUUUGAGGAUGUAACUGCGGCUAGUCCCUAUGAAGCCUCUUUUUUGGAAGCAGAGACGGCACAUGAUGCAUCAGGCGAUAAAACCUCACCUCAACAACAGCCCAAUCCUCAUGCAGGCCGUCGUACAGGUGUUACAAAUACCCUUUCCUCAGAGACUUCCACAACGCCCACAGGCGCUGGGUCUGGGCACCAACCUCUGGAUCUUACGACCAAGUCCACAAAGAUUUCCAAUCGCUUCUCUCUAGAAUCAAUUCGGAUAUUGCGGCAAUGGUUGGCAGACCAUAGCUCAUAUCCAUAUGCCACUCCUGAGGACAUUGAAAUGCUCCAAAGUGGGACAGGGCUGACCAAACUGCAACUGACUAACUGGCUUUCAAAUGCUCGGCGACGUUACAAGUUCAAGGCUCAAUCUGGAUCGUCAGCAUCGCGCACAUGGAAAUGGUCCGAUGGCAUCUCUUCACCUGUUUCGGCCAUUGAUUUCCCUCAUCCUCGAGCCAAUCCGGUUCCGUUGGAGCUCAUGAAUCCACUUGAAAGAUGGGAAAGCUCUCCGCCUGAGUACGAAGCCGCCAACGUAGCUGACAUUUCGCGAAUGGCUGCAGAAAUUCCCACACGCCCACCUACCCCGUACUAUCUUGGCGUCUCUGAAAUCUCAUCCAGCGACGCGUCCUCAGUCAGCAGCGCGGGAGUCUCUCGCUCCAGCUACGGGUCCGGGUCCUCAACCCAGUCGCGCAGCUUUCUUGACACCCCCAGCCUCCAGAAUAAUACCUAUCACAAGUAUCAGUGCACAUUCUGCAUUGAGACUUUCAAGACCAAGUACGAUUGGCAUCGCCACGAGAAGACGGUGCAUAUUUGUCUCGACGAAUGGGUCUGCUCGCCGUUGGGUCCUACUGAGCUGGACCCUGACCUGGGCGUGCAAGCUUGCGUCUAUUGCGGUGCCCCAGAGCCCGAUCAGCAGCACAUUGAAACACACCAUCACUCCCUGUGUCAUGAAAGAGAUCCCUUGUUCCGCACCUUUCGCCGCAAAGAUCACCUUAGCCAACAUCUUAAACUCGUACACGAAACGACCUUUUCACCCUGGCCAAUGGAGCAAUGGAAGGCUGUCGGUCGAGAGAUACGGUCUCGAUGUGGGUUUUGUAACAUCACCCUGGAAUCUUGGACCAGCCGAAUCGACCACCUGGCCGAUCACUUUAAGGCGGGAAAGACCAUGGCGGACUGGAAAGGAGACUGGGGUUUCGACCCCGAGGUUGCUGAUACCGUGGAGAACGACAUGCCUCCUUAUGUGACAUCUACUCAACCCGCCUCAUCGACACCCUCCUGGUUGCGAGACGUCUUUCUGUGCUCUGAAACGGCAAAAGAAGCUCGCCUGAUGCCACUACAGCAGAUUAACAAGUCACGCCUAACUCAGCUAAAGAUUACUGGGAAGUGGAGCAUCUUCGAUCAAUGCCGCCUGGAAUUGGAGCUCCGUCGUAUCGUCUUGACGCAUGACAACCAACGGGCUAUGAUGUGCGACGACGAACUCCAAGCGGAAGCCGCUAACAUUCUCCAACGCGCCGAGGCUUGUUCGCCCAAACCCUCGAAAUACUGCGCUGAAUUCCUGGUGCGAGUGGUGCAAGGGUCGAAGCUGUGGAUUGAACCGUUCCGCGAACGGGUAAGACAGCUUUCGAGCAUCGGUGUUGAGAACGAUGCUGGCAAUACGCCCGUCGGUGCAACUGAGUAUGUUACUUCGUUUUCGGAGGAACGAAUUGGCACCGAUAUCCACUAUGAAGAGACCGCGAUGGCGGCAGAGGCAGCAGGUUUGUUGCUCACGAAGCGGGAUACAUCGCAAGCAACCGCUGGAACUUCAAAAUCCACGACGAUAAGCGUCCCCCCUUCCAAUGUCGACGAAAAAGACCCCAGUCUGGAUCGAAUUCCAGCCUUCACGAUUGUGAAAACAAGCGGGAAUACGGAGAUACGUCAGGAUAUUCAUGUACCAUUCCUGCUCAACGACCACAACAGCUAUACGCGUCUCGCCGCCGGCCUCUCCCGGUUUGUUGGGGCAACCAUGUCACCCAACAACCCGAAUAGACACGUUCCUACUGACGAUGAGCUUCGGUAUCAGGCAAGGUGGAUGUGGUAUGAUGAGUGA
This is a messenger RNA of Colletotrichum gloeosporioides, 2169 nucleotides long. Its product is annotated as Homeobox protein TOS8. The coding region runs from base 1 to 2169 and encodes 722 amino acids. Gene Ontology annotation, molecular function: RNA polymerase II cis-regulatory region sequence-specific DNA binding; DNA-binding transcription factor activity, RNA polymerase II-specific. The record is from RefSeq and is a predicted model, not a curated record. NCBI's taxonomy places the organism in Eukaryota, Fungi, Ascomycota, Sordariomycetes, Glomerellales, Glomerellaceae. The transcript is spliced from 3 exons. Gene Ontology annotation, biological process: regulation of transcription by RNA polymerase II.